This is a messenger RNA of Kluyveromyces lactis, 1314 nucleotides long. It is a transcript of the gene VPS9, whose product is annotated as guanine nucleotide exchange factor VPS9. The transcript has a single exon. Bases 1 to 1314 code for a protein of 437 amino acids. Gene Ontology annotation, biological process: vesicle-mediated transport. Lineage: Eukaryota; Fungi; Ascomycota; Saccharomycetes; Saccharomycetales; Saccharomycetaceae. Gene Ontology annotation, molecular function: guanyl-nucleotide exchange factor activity; small GTPase binding; ubiquitin binding. Gene Ontology annotation, cellular component: endocytic vesicle; cytosol. The record is from RefSeq and is a predicted model, not a curated record.
AUGGACGCAGACGACGAUAAAGGAUUCAAUGCUUCUCCAGAGACAAUUUCGGAGAAGCCAUUAGCUGACGUAGGGGAAAACUUAGAUGAAAAGAAUAAUUACUAUGACUUUCAAGCAUUUCUCAAGAUAAUGCGAGACCCUAAGGCAGAUCCUAUUGUCAAACAUACCAAAUCAUUUAUUAGGAAUUUUGUAAGCCAACGAGAAAACUGGACAACAUCUGAACAAGAGAAGCUCAUUAAUGACUUUAAAGUUUUCAUAUAUGAUAAACUUCUGACAAAUGAAGCCUUCAGAGACCUCAGUGAUGCGCAGAUAAAGAAUGCUAAGGAAGGAAUAGAGAAAUUAGUGAUGGGGAAACUUUAUUAUAAGUGUUUUUCUCCUUGUCUAGUGAACGAGAAGAGAAGUUCAGAUGCUACGCAUGAACAGGAUCUUUUAGAUGACGCCAAGUUAAGGGACAAAAUCUUAGAGUUCAGAUUCCUUGGCCCAGAACAUUUGGAUAUCAUUCCGGAUUUGAUCAACGGAAAACUUCACAGUUUCAUAGCACUUUCCGCAAAAGAACUGGCCAAAAUCAACCAGUAUCGCUCCCCUAGAGAUAAAAUGGUUUGUGUUCUAAACUCAUGUAAAGUUUUAUUCGGGCUUUUGAAACACAAUAACAAGUUGAAUGGUGGUGCGGAUCACUUUGUACCAUUGUUAAUAUUUACUUUGCUCAAAAGCGAUGUCCCUCAUCUUAUCAGCAACGUUCGUUACAUUGAAAGAUUUAGAUUUCCAUCGUUCUUGAUGGGAGAAAACGCAUAUUAUUUAAGCACCUUACAAGGAGCGGUCAAUUUCAUUCUAGAUAUGGAUAUAGAUUCGAUCAGCAUCUUAGAAACGGAUAAAGACUUCAACAAGAAAUAUUCUCAGAAUCAGGAGGAAAUCAAGGAUCUUAAAAAGCAAGAACUUCUAAAUCCAAAGGAUUCAUCUACCAAGUUCCCACACCGUACUGUGUCACCUUCGCCAAGUGAGUAUAUACUCAAGCCGCUUGAUGAUGCUGCAAAUUCAGUGCUAACUAAACUCAACGACUUUUGGAACACAAGUACUUCUCCAACACCCUCUUCACCAGAGUAUGAGGAUAGAUCUCCCAGAGAUCAUCAAGAGAUCGACGAACAUACAGCCACCGUUUUGGCACAACAGAUGGAGCAUAAAGAGCAAGAAAAUACACUUCAAACAUUACAGUUGAUGUUUCCGGAUUUAGACCCAGAUCUUAUUCGAGACGUAUGCAUAGCUAGCAAAUACAGAGUCGGUGUUUGCGUAGACUCAUUGUUAGAAAUGGCAGAAUGA